UCGUGUUCCGUCCAUGGCUUCCCCGUGCUGACUGUCGCCGCCUUUCACACACCUGGCUACUCGAUAUUGGACUGAAGUUCACAGUACAGUGCAGCCUUUUAGGGCGCCUAGUUCAAAUCUAGCAAGAGCGGAAGACGGACACAAGCGACCUUCAAGUAAGGUUCACUCGACACCAUCACAAGAAGAGAAAGCCGGGGCUCUUCGGCGCGGAGGACGAGCUCACCAUGCAGCAGCUCACCCCAGUGUGGCAGCCGGAGGCGAUUCGAGCUCACUCCACAGAAGAGGACCGGAGGGCAAGCGAGAGCGACCGUGAGAGCGCAGAAGUGAAGGAGCAACGCGGAGAUCGAGGUCCACUUGUAAACGUUUCCCAAGGAUCACAAGAAAUAAAUCACUUCAUUCAGGAGAUCCUGCAGUCAAGUGCCGAAACUCUGCGGUCAUCUACAGACACUGGAACUGUGAAAACUGAAGAUGGAAAGACCAAUCCGAUAUCUACUUACAUUAAACAAGAAGACAUGGCCGAGAGGUCGUACUCCAGCAUGGAGCAGGAAUGUGUAACUGUGAAAGUGGAGGAGGAGCAGCAGUGCAUCAUUAAACAGGAGCUCUCGGAUGUGGAUUUCCCUUCUGCUCUUAAAAUGGAGAUGCUUCCUUCAGGGUGCACAGAUGAACGUGCAAUGAACGAUACUGAAUGUAAGGAAAGCCAUCUGGAAGGAAGUCUGUAUGUAACUCAGCUAGAGAGUGAGCUGGAAGGCGAGGAGAAAUUAGGAAAGAUCUUGAGCAGGAGUACAGAAAAGAGAGACGGUGAAAGUUCUACAACCCCCAGUAAACUGCAAUACUUUUUAUACCAACGUGCUGAUUGUGAGAAGACUUUGAAACAGAAUACAUGUCCUAGUGCCCUUCCAACAAAUAGCACGGUAGAAAAACCAUUCCAGUGUGUCGAUUGUGGGAAGCACUUCAGAAAUCGUUCAAACUUCAAACGUCAUCAGAGAAUUCACACGGGAGAAAAACCUUACCAGUGUAUGGAAUGCGGAAAGACAUUUACACAGACUACAAAUCUUCAACAGCACCAGAGAAUUCACACGGGAGAAAAGCCAUACCAGUGUACCGAAUGUGGGAAGACAUUUAGACAGGCUACUGGUCUAAAACAACACCAGAGAACACACGUAAGAAAAAUACUGCACCAGUGUGCUCGAUGUGGAAAGACAUUCAGCCAGACUUUGGAUGUUCAGCCUCGUGAGGGUUUGCCGGGUUAUGACGACAGUAAGCAGAUCCAUGUGGAAGGGACCCUGGAAGGAACUCUGUCCUUCACUCAACAGGACCGUGAGUCUGAGGAUACAAAUAGUGAGAAAUUAAAAACAAUGUUCAAUCUGGACACAAGUGCGGAAAAGACACACCUGGUCCAUGCUGUAGGACGCCUGCAAAGCAAAGAUGAAAGCUCUAAGCCUUUCAGCAAUAUCCCGCAACUUGUAUACCAAUGUCCAGAAUGUGAAAAGUCGCCCACACAGACCUCAGUUGUUCUGCAACAUCAGAGGAUUGACCAAGGAGGGAAAAUGUAUCAAUGUAAUUAUUGCGGAAAGAAUUUUAAGCAGAGUACGCACCUUACACGUCAUCGCAGAAUUCAUACAGGAGAAAAACCAUACCAGUGCACUGAAUGUGGAAAGAAUUUCAGGGCCAGUAGUGCCCUUCGCCAACACCAGAGAAUUCAUACAGGAGAAAAACCGUACCACUGUACCGAAUGUGAAAAGACGUUCACGCGACGGGCCACUCUGAGACAACACUUGAACCUGCACAGAGGAAUACGAGAAGAAGUUAACCAUCGAGGAAAAACAUACCCAUGUAAUGAAUGCGGAAAGAGCUUUAGGCGAAAUAUAGAUCUUCGACAUCAUUUAAGAAUUCAUACUGGAGAAAAACCAUAUCCCUGUACUGAAUGUGGAAAAAGUUUCAGAUGCAGUAGUGCACUUCGACAACAUGAGAAAAUUCAUACAGGUCAAAAGCCUUUUCAGUGCACUGAAUGUGAAAAGACGUUCACACGACGCGCCACCCUUAGGCAGCACUUGCGCAUACACAAAACAACACACGAAGAUGUUAACCAUCGAGAAAAACCGUACUCUUGUACUUUAUGUCCAAAGAGUUUUAGACGACACGUGCACCUUCGAUAUCAUCAGAGAGUUCAUACUGGAGAAAAACCGUACCAGUGUACUGAAUGUAGAAAGAGGUUUUCCCAGAUUACAACUCUUAAACUUCACCAGAGGAUUCAUACUGGAGAAAAACCUUACCAGUGUGCUGAAUGCGGGAAGAAGUUCCAUCUGUCUGGACACCUUAAAGUCCACGAGAGAAUUCAUACAGGAGAAAAACCUUACCAAUGUACAGAAUGUGGGAAGACUUUCACACGGGCUAUCCAUGUUAAAUACCACCAGAGGAUUCACACGGGAGAGAAACCAUACCAAUGCAUGGAAUGUGGAAGGUCUUUUAAUCGGAAUACAACCCUUAAGUUUCACCAGAGAAUGCACACCGGUGAAAAGCCGUUUCAGUGUACUCAGUGUGGGAAGACUUUCACCCGGGGUACAAACCUUAAAUUCCACCAGAGAAUUCACACCGGAGAAAAACCGUUUCAGUGUUCUCAAUGCGGAAGGACUUUCAACCGAGUUACAAACCUUAAAUUCCAUGAAAGAAUUCACACUGGUGAAAAGCCAUUUCAGUGCACUGAAUGUGGAAAGGCUUUCAGCCGGGCUUCGGACCUUAAAUUGCACCAGAGGGUUCACACAGGAGAAAAACCGUUCCAGUGCACUGAUUGCGGAAAGACCUUCAGCCUCUCUAAGAGCCUUAAAUCCCAUCAGAGAAUCCACACUGGAGAAAAACCCUACCAAUGCACCGAAUGUGGAAUGAGUUUUGGACGGUGUUCACACCUCAAGCAGCAUCAGAGGAUUCACACGGGUGAAAAACCUUACCACUGUACUGUGUGCGGCAAGACUUUCAGCCAAGCCGCACACAUUAAAUAUCAUCAGAAAAUCCACACGGGAGAAAAACCAUACCAAUGUACUGCAUGUGGGAAGACUUUCAGAGAGGUGACAGGCCUUAGAAGACAUCAGAGAAUCCAUACGGGAGAAAAACCAUACCAGUGUACUGAAUGCGGAAAGAGUUUCAACUGGGCUUUGAGUCUAAAACUCCACCAAAGACUUCAUACGGGUGAAAAACCGUAUCAGUGUACCGAAUGUGGAAAGACUUUCACUUGGGCUUCAAACUUAGAACUCCACCAAACAAUUCACACAGGUGAAAGACCGUACCACUGUACCGAAUGUGGAAAGACCUUCAGGGAGAUUACAGGACUUCGACAACAUCAGACCGUUCACACAAGAGAGACUCCAUACCAGUGUACUGAAUGUGGGAAGAAUUUCAACUGGGCUGUCAGCCUGAAAGUCCACCAGAGAAUUCACACUGGAGAAAAGCCGUACCAGUGUACUGAAUGUGGAAAGGCCUUUACCCAAGCUUCGGUACUUAAGCGACACGAGAGAAUUCACACUGGAGAAAAACCAUACCAAUGCCUUGAAUGUGGAAAGACUUUUAAUAAAAUGUUCAACCUCAAGUGUCACAGGAUAAUUCACACUCAGAAAAAACCUUACCAGUGUACCGAAUGUGAAAAGAGUUUCAGCUGGGCAUCAAGCCUCCGAGAUCACAAGAUAGUUCACACAGGAGAAAAGCCGUACCACUGUACCGACUGUGGAAAGACGUUCCGCUGGUCUUCAAACCUUAGGCAUCACCAGAGAACUCAUACAGGGGACAUUUUUACUCUGGAUACACCAAAGUCGCCGGACUCUUCCACUGGAAACUUUGAAAAGAAUACAAUUUGCCGGUAUGAGAGCGACACAGGGGCCACAAGUCAGAAAGAAUGAUGGAGAAAAAUGGAGAAUGAAGAGGUGCUGAUUGGGAAAUAUCCAUCUCUAAAGAGCAGGAAACUAAUGCCAACAAACCAAUAGGUUUGCAUUAAUGGACGCCAACAGACUCUGGUUGGUUGAGGUAUCAGCCCCAAAUGAAUACUCAAAAAUUGGAAUGAUGAGAACUGACAGUAACUAAAUAUUAAGAAAUGUGGAAUAAAGGAAGUGAAAGUAAUUUGAUUGUUCUUGGAUUCACAGAACUAGCAAGAAAAACUUUCCAUACCCUUCUUGACCCUGACAAUUACCAGCACCCUGAUGCUCAGCAACAAAAGGAAGAAUAUUGGGGGUAAUACAGGUAUAACACAGAGCCUCCAUCAUUAAUUUGAGUGCUAACAACACAAUUCACUCCCGAAGUGGUGGAGCACAACCAAAGCCUUACAGAAAAAUGUAUCUCCUUGAAAAACUGAAUGUGUGUUUAAGCCAUGGCAAAAUCCCAGGAGAACACCCAAGAAUUCAUAGCUGAAGCUCAGUUGGUGGAGUAAAGCUUUGCAAUCCCAGAGCCUCACUAAGCCGCCUGACUAGGUGAGGUUUGCAAAAUGUUUGCUUCAAUGUCAUGUACAAUAUGGGAAAUUAUAAAGAAGUGAUCCUCUCUACUAGAGUGGGCAAAGAGUGAAAAAUCUGUGGCAUGAAAAGAUCUCCAUUAUGGAAGAAGCCCAGCUAAGUUAGUACUUCCUGGCUGGAUUUAUUAGAGACCUUGAUACCGAACAGUUGAAGAUGAAAAGAUCAUGUGCUAUGUGUUUGUACAGUAUAAGCCAAAUGUUGAUUUGACAACUAAAGCAUACAACUGAAGAACCACUGUAAAUUAAGAACAGCUAAACAAACAAGAACAAUACAAUACAAUUUAUUUUUGUAUAGCCCAAAAUCACAUAAGAAGUGCCACAAUGGGCUUUAACAGGCCCUGCCUCUUGACAGCCCCCCAGCCUUGACUCUCUAAGAAGACAAGGAAAAACUCCCAAAAGAAAAAACUUUGUAGGGAAAAAUGGAAGAAACCUUGGGAAAGACAGUUCAAAAAGAUUCCCCUCUCCAGGUAGGUUGGGCGUGCAGUGGGUGUCAAAAGAAGGGGGUCAAUACGAUACGAUACAAUACAAUACACAGAACAAAUCCUCAAUACAGCAUAAAAAUAAAAAUUUUAGAAGUACGGAGCAGAAUUUAACAGUAGAUGAUAUCACAUAAGAAGAUUUGGAUAGUUACCUAGUUGUGAUCUUUGAGUGCUGAAGAAAGAUCAGAUCUUACAACUGGGAAGUUUACGAAAAUAGGGACAACAUCAAGAAAUAUAAAGGAGCCAUCUGCUAUAGAAGGCCUUAGAAUUGCAUAAAAGAAAACUGUUUGCAAGAAGUUGGACAAUUGUGGUCUUGGUCACAAGUGACAGAGAAAAAUACAGUGAUAGACAACUAGCUGGCCCAGUUCACAUUGGUCUAGUACCAAGACCUAACUGCAGAAGUGUCACUUAAUUGAAACCUUCUUUCACUCCUAACCCUAAACCAUCGAUGCCUGUGGCCCCAAAAGAAUUUUCAUGCCCAUUACAGGUCAGCGUAUGCAUGCAACUUAAAGAGAUUGAAAGAGCUUUACUGUUGUUUUAUCACUGCUUCUUGUACAGUACAAUGUCAUUUAGAAAUACAUUACAGAAAAACAAGUGAAUUCAAGAAAAGUUGUUUAUUUGUAUAACCAUAACAAUAAGAUGCAAAAAAAAAAAACAAAUGAUGUAAAGAUGACAACUGUGUUUAACUACUCCAAUGCUAAACUCAAAUCAUACAAAUCUCCUGGAAAAGCCUAAAAACUGUACAAUGAAAUGCUCAUUUUAAGACAAAAGAAUGUCGGACUGUCACACAAACGUGAGAUGAGCAAGUGUGUUGGGGGCGAUCUAUGCUGACGUGCAUGUGAACAUUUUAUUUGAACUGGGAAGUCAGAAUUUCCGAGUUGCUACAGUGUUUGGAUGUGCAGAAUACAGAGUAAUGCAUUGUUAUCAAUUUGUUCAGUAGUUGUCUAUAUUCGUCCGUAUUGGUCUUC
This is a messenger RNA of Erpetoichthys calabaricus (reedfish), 5936 nucleotides long. RefSeq names its product zinc finger protein 658B-like. The record is from RefSeq and is a predicted model, not a curated record. NCBI's taxonomy places the organism in Eukaryota, Metazoa, Chordata, Cladistia, Polypteriformes, Polypteridae. Bases 225 to 3887 code for a protein of 1220 amino acids. The transcript has 3 exons.